AGGACGGAUAUAUGACGCAAGAUCAAUUUUUUACUCAAAUGGGCCAAUGUCUCAAAGAAGUUGAGUUAUAUAUUGAGAGAAUUUAUAAUUAUUCCCACAAUAAAAAAGUAGGGAUGACUCAAGAGCAAUUAAUCUUUGCUUUUAAAGUAUGUUCUAUUACAAUAGAUUAUGUUGAAGCUACUCAAUUAAUGAGUGAAUUUACAAGAAGAAACGCACAAAAUAUUAGCUUCCAAGAAUUCAGAUCAAUAUUUACACAUAAACUACAUAAUUUAGUCUAGUGACUAGACUUUAGGAAUUUACAUUAGAAUCCCAAACAGGAUUCCCUACAUAGUCUUCUUUUUGUGUACUCUAAAUUCCUGUGGUAUUCUAACUUUGAAGCAUUCACUCAUUUUACCUUAUCUCCAAUCAAAUUAUAAUUUGUCUCUUAAUAUAGAAAAUGUUACAAUAUAAUAAAUUUAAAAUAA
Daktulosphaira vitifoliae (grape phylloxera) is the source of this 464-nucleotide messenger RNA. RefSeq lists its product as uncharacterized. NCBI's taxonomy places the organism in Eukaryota, Metazoa, Arthropoda, Insecta, Hemiptera, Phylloxeridae. The record is from RefSeq and is a predicted model, not a curated record.